Molecule: messenger RNA, 861 nt
Organism: Drechmeria coniospora
Lineage: Eukaryota; Fungi; Ascomycota; Sordariomycetes; Hypocreales; Ophiocordycipitaceae
Product: GTP-binding protein ypt1
Exons: 1
Coding region: 1-861 (286 amino acids)
Biological process (GO): regulation of exocytosis; protein secretion
Molecular function (GO): GTPase activity; GTP binding
Source: RefSeq, a predicted model, not a curated record
AUGACGACGACGACGACGACGACGACCCCAUUCUCCACUCCCGGAGAAACGCCCGCAAACGAACCGCCGCUUGCUGACCAGCCGACCGUAGAUACGACUACCUUUUCAAGUUGCUCCUCAUCGGUGAUUCCGGUGUCGGCAAGUCCUGCUUGCUGCUGCGAUUCGCCGACGACACCUACACCGAAUCGUACAUAUCCACCAUCGGCGUCGACUUUGUACGUCCCCGCCCUCCGCCCUCCGCACGCCUGCCUGCAUGGACGGCCCAUCCGCCCGGCCGUCUGGCUGCGUGAACAUCCAGGACUCCUAGCUGACGCUUCGCAGAAAAUCCGAACAAUAGAGCUCGACGGGAAGACGGUCAAGCUUCAGAUUGUGAGUACCCCUCUCCGUCCACGGUGCCGCCGGGCGCCCACCUCCCUGCCCACGGCUAAUCCUUGCUCGCUGCAGUGGGAUACGGCCGGCCAGGAGCGAUUCCGAACCAUCACCUCGUCCUACUACCGCGGCGCCCACGGCAUCUGCGUCGUCUACGAUGUCACCGACAUGGAUUCCUUCAACAACGUGAAGCAGUGGCUCCAGGAAAUCGACCGAUACGCCACCGAGGGCGUCAACAAGCUCCUCGUCGGCAACAAGAGCGACAUGUCGGACAAGAAGGUCGUCGAGUACACAGUUGCCAAGGUGAGCCUCGAUUCCCACGUUCGGCCUCGCAUCCCGCCUGCGUCGCGUGGCCUUCCCGCCUUGUCCUCCUUGACCGGCUCGCCCUGUUGGGGCGCCAGAUUUCCUCGCACCGACGUGCUGACGCAAUCUGAAGGAAUUCGCCGACAGCCUGGGGAUCCCGUUCCUCGAGACAUCAGCCAAGAAUGCUAG